AUGUUCGGAGAUCAAUCUUCGUCGUCCCCGUACGUGACGCCUUCGUUGACGGCAGUCUUGGGGCCGCCGUCGACGUUUCAGCAGCAGACGCUGUUGUUUAACUUUCAGCAGCCUUGUUCUCCUGGCGCCUUAGAAUCUGAGGGUCCGUUCUAUAUGCCCUCGUUUGAAGAGCCGACACCCUUCCCUUCUGGCUCCAGAAAAUCUCAGUUUGAGUCGACCAAAGAAUCCAUCAGCAACCUAACCGAUGUCUCUCUCAAAAUUACUAAGCAACUGCUCACCACUGACGGCAAAGACAAGAACAUGGUGUAUUCGCCGCUGUCUAUUCAGGUCGUCCUGUGGCUGUUAACGGCAGGGUCAAAGGGUCCCACAAAGGAGCAGUUGCUCUCUUUCCUCAAGUCCAAGUCCGUCGACGAACUCAACUCCCUCUCCUCCCAUCUUGUCCCUCUGAUCUUUGCGGAUGGAUCCACUAGAGGCGGUCCCUGCCUGAGCUUUGCCAAUGGCCUCUGGGUUGAGGAAUCUGUCUCCAUCAAACCUUCUUUCAAAAAGGUUGUGGAAACUGUUCACAAGGCGGCUAUAAAACAAGUUAAUUUCCGGACCAACCCUGAAGAAGCGAGAGCUGAAGUGAACGCAUGGGCUAAAAAGGCGACGCAGGGCCUUAUCAAAGAUGUUCUUGGUCCUGGGACAAUUAACAACAAAACCACGCUUAUAGCUGCAAAUGCAAUAUACUUCAAAGGAGUGUGGAGCGACCCGUUUGAUGCAUCGGAGACAGAAGAGUGUCGCUUCUACCUCCUCGAUGGUACUUUUGUUAAGGCACCAUUAAUGAGAAGCUACGGGGACCGGUUUGUAAAAGUCUUUGAUGGCUUCAAAAUCUUGAAGCUUCCUUACGAACAAGGCGAAGACGAGAAGCGGCAGUUUGCAAUGCACUUAUUACUUCCCGAUGCAAGGGAUGGGCUCCCAGCUUUGGUCGAGAGGGUUUGUUCCCAGCAUGAUUUCUUAGAUUGCCAUCGCCCCGAACCACUAGUCCCAGUUCGUUUGUUCAAAAUGCCAAGGUUUAAGAUCACCUCUGGCUUUGAAGCUUCCGAUAUUCUCAAGGAUUUAGGACUGGUGUUGCCUUUUAGUGAUGAUGGUGAACUGACAGAGAUGGUGGAGUCACCCCGAGGUAAGGCCAGACUUAUCCAUAAGUCCUUCAUUGAAGUUGAUGAAGAAGGCACAAAAGCUGCAGCUGUAACUGUUGAUGACAUACAAUUUUCUCUACACGACGAUGAACCGACUAAAAUGAUAGACUUUGUGGCUGAUCACCCAUUCCUGUUUUUCAUCAGAGAGGAAAUGACUGCAACGGUUCUAUUCAUCGGUCACGUGCUCAAUCCGCUUGAAAGGAGAUGAGUAGAAAUAUAUAACUCUGUUGGUUUAUUUCUACAUGCUAUAGUUUAUCCCUUAGACUUAAAUCUGGUAGUAUUCUAUAUGUUUUCCUUUCCUUUAUGUUUUUCAACUAUUUACAUUGUGGGAUGAUUGCGUUUAG
Malus domestica (apple) is the source of this 1519-nucleotide messenger RNA. NCBI's taxonomy places the organism in Eukaryota, Viridiplantae, Streptophyta, Magnoliopsida, Rosales, Rosaceae. The record is from RefSeq and is a predicted model, not a curated record.